Physeter macrocephalus (sperm whale) is the source of this 7987-nucleotide messenger RNA. It is a transcript of the gene ARHGAP32, whose product is annotated as Rho GTPase activating protein 32. Gene Ontology annotation, biological process: small GTPase-mediated signal transduction. The transcript is spliced from 23 exons. Bases 384 to 6683 code for a protein of 2099 amino acids. Gene Ontology annotation, molecular function: phosphatidylinositol phosphate binding; GTPase activator activity; protein binding. Gene Ontology annotation, cellular component: fibrillar center; Golgi apparatus; nucleoplasm. NCBI's taxonomy places the organism in Eukaryota, Metazoa, Chordata, Mammalia, Artiodactyla, Physeteridae. The record is from RefSeq and is a predicted model, not a curated record.
AGAAGUCUGCAUCUUGAAAACUUCUAUUUUUUAACUUAUUAGCUGGAAAGUUUGAGAAGAGAGAAAUAGUUAUUAAAUGAAUAAUAGUGAAAACUCACCUUCAUUUGGGUUCUGCAUUUGGUUAUGUAGGUCACAGAGCCUAAGGCAGUGGGAGGGGUAUGGUGUCACAGGUGUAGCAGUCUGAAACAGUGAGGGUGCUUCAUGGGAUUUCCUGUCUUUGCCUCACCUGCAAUUAACCUAGCACGUAGUAAACUUCGGCCCAGCACGAUCACAUAUCACUGGUGCCUCAGCUGCACACCUGUGUGUACAUCAGUAGAGCUGAACAGCCUGAACACUGCUGUUCUUUAGUCCAUGCCUUGAGGUUUAAAUUUUUGAAGUACCAGAUGGAGACAGAAAGUGAGAGUAGCACUUCAGGAGAUGACAGUGUCUUUUUGUUGGAUUCAGAAGUUAUAACCCAGGUGACUAACAUUGAAGAGGGAGAAAGGGAAGAACAUUUCAGGAAGAUGAAGUCCUCGGUACAUUCUGAAGAGGAUGAUUUUGUUCCAGAACUACACAGAAACGUUCACCCUCGAGAGCGGCCUGACUGGGAAGAAACACUUAGUGCAAUGGCAAGAGGAGCAGACAUUCCAGAGAUUCCUGGAGACCUUAGUCUUAAGACAUGUGGCAGUACAUCCAGUAUGAAGGUUAAACAUGUGAAAAAACCCACCAAUCCAGGACUGAUGGGCUGUGACAACAUUCACAGGUUACCCUUCACUAAAGGUCACUUUCCGAAGAUGGCUGAAUGUGCACAUUUCCAUUAUGAGAACGUUGAGUUUGGCAGCAUACAGCUUUCACUUUCAGAAGAACAGAAUGAAGUAACAAAAAAUGGCUGUGAAUCUAAAGAGCUGGUCUACCUCGUGCACAUUGCUUGUCAGGGCAAAAGUUGGAUCAUUAAAAGAAGUUAUGAAGAUUUUCGGGUACUUGAUAAACAUCUUCAUCUGUGUAUUUAUGACCGACGAUUCUCCCAGCUCUCAGAGCUUCCCCGUUCUGAUGCCCUGAAGGACAGUCUAGAGUCAGUCACUCAGAUGCUUAUGGCUUACCUGUCCCGCCUUUCAGCUAUUGCUGGCAACAAGAUCAAUUGUGGACCUGCCCUUACUUGGAUGGAGAUUGAUAAUAAGGGAAAUCACCUUCUAGUUCAUGAAGAAUCAUCCAUUAACACUCCUGCUGUUGGUGCUGCCCAUGUUAUCAAGAGGUACACUGCUCGGGCCCCGGAUGAAUUGACCUUAGAGGUGGGAGACAUUGUUUCUGUUAUUGACAUGCCCCCAAAAGUGUUAAGCACAUGGUGGAGAGGCAAGCAUGGAUUUCAGGUGGGACUCUUCCCUGGACACUGUGUUGAGUUAAUUAAUCAGAAAGUUCCCCAGUCAGUGACCAACUCAGUGCCAAAACCAGUAUCUAAAAAGCACGGCAAGCUCAUUACUUUCUUACGGACAUUCAUGAAGUCUCGUCCAACAAAACAGAAGUUGAAGCAGCGUGGGAUCUUGAAAGAAAGGGUAUUUGGUUGUGACCUGGGGGAGCACCUUCUGAAUUCUGGUUUUGAAGUGCCCCAGGUUCUUCAAAGCUGUACAGCGUUCAUUGAGAGAUAUGGCAUCGUGGAUGGAAUAUAUCGUCUCUCUGGCGUUGCCUCCAAUAUCCAGAGACUACGCCAUGAAUUUGACUCUGAACAUGUUCCUGACCUGACAAAAGAACCCUAUGUUCAAGACAUCCAUUCCGUGGGCUCCCUGUGUAAGCUGUAUUUCCGAGAGCUCCCAAACCCUUUGCUCACCUACCAGCUGUAUGAGAAGUUUUCUGAUGCUGUUUCAGCAGCAACAGAUGAAGAAAGGCUGAUAAAAAUUCAUGAUGUCAUCCAGCAGCUCCCCCCUCCACACUACAGAACGCUGGAGUUCCUAAUGAGACACUUGUCUCUUCUAGCUGACUAUUGUUCCAUCACAAAUAUGCAUGCAAAAAACCUAGCAAUUGUUUGGGCUCCAAACCUGCUAAGAUCAAAACAGAUAGAAUCUGCCUGCUUCAGUGGGACAGCAGCUUUCAUGGAAGUGAGAAUUCAGUCUGUGGUUGUUGAGUUCAUCCUAAAUCAUGUUGACGUCCUUUUCAGUGGGAAGAUCAGCGCGGUCAUUCAGGAAGGGGCAGCUUCUCUAUCAAGACCCAAGUCCCUGCUGGUUUCAUCUCCAUCCACCAAACUGCUGACACUGGAGGAGGCCCAGGCACGAACACAGGCUCAGGUCAAUUCUCCAAUUGUGACUGAAAACAAAUAUAUCGAAGUAGGAGAAGGACCUGCUGCACUUCAGGGAAAAUUUCACACCAUAAUUGAGUUCCCACCUGAAAGGAGGAGGCCUCAAAAUAAAAUGAAAAAAUCUCCUGUGGGCAGCUGGCGUUCCUUUUUCAACCUGGGGAAAUCAUCAUCUGUUUCUAAACGAAAGUUGCAGCGUAAUGAGAGUGAGCCUUCAGAGAUGAAAGCCAUGGCUCUGAAAGGUGGCAGGGCAGAAGGGACCUUGCGCUCAGCUAAGAGUGAGGAGUCUCUCUCUUCUCUCCACGCAGCCGAUGGUGAUUCCAAGCUGUUCCGACCCAGGAGACCUAGAUCUAGCAGUGAUGCCCUGAGUGCCUCUUUUAAUGGAGAGAUGCUGGGGAACCGCUGUAAUUCCUACGAUAAUCUGCCUCACAACAAUGGAAGUGAGGAGGAAAUAGGGCUGCUGCACAUUCCGGCUCUCGUGUCUCCUCAUUCAGCUGAGGAUGUUGAUCUGAGCCCACCAGACAUCGGGGUAGCCAGCCUGGAUUUUGACCCAAUGUCAUUUCAGUGCAGUCCUCCUAAGGCCGAAUCAGAAUGUCUGGAGAGCGGGGCUUCCUUUUUAGACUCAUUGGGAUACUCCAAGGAUAAACAGAGUACCAAUAGAAAGGACACAGAAGCAGGUGGUAGCCAGUCUCAGACUCCAGGAAGCACUGCAAGUUCUGAACCUGUCUCUCCUCUUCAGGAGAAACUGAGUCCAUUUUUUACCCUGGACUUGAGCCCAACUGAAGAGAAAUCAUCUAAGCCAGCCUCGUUCACUGAAAAGGUCGUCUAUGCUUUCUCUCCAAAGAUUGGACGGAAAUUAAGCAAAUCCCCCUCUCUGAAUAUAUCUGAGCCAAUUUCAGUGACCCUUCCCGCUCGGGUGUCAGAAGUCAUCGGUACCGUCGCAAACACAGCAGCUCAGAAUGCACUUUCUCCAGCUUGGAACAAAAGUGGCGAAGAAAGUGAUGUCGUAAAUAGAUCCCCCACCCAGGUAGUAAAGAUAAAAGCAAACGAGAGAGAGGCCCAGGAAGGGUGUGAGUCUGAAGUCCAGCCCCUGGACCAGGUGGCUGCUGCAGACGCAGACCCGCCAGGGAAGGAGGAGCCUGCCUCAAGCAGUCAGAGUAAGGCUGUACCUUCUGGACAGACUCAGACAGGAGCAGAUACCCAUGACCCCCCUCAGGAUUCCGUUCCUGUAAGUUCAGUCUCUCUUAUCCCACCACCACCGCCUCCGAAAAAUGCUGCCCGCCUGUUGGCGCUGGCCUUAGCUGAGUCUGCACAGCAAGCCUCGACCCAGUCGUUGAAGAGACCGGGCGCUUCCCAGGCUGUUUGUACACAUUAUGGAGACACAGCAGUGGCUGCGACUGAAGAGAAACUGCCUACUGCCUAUUCUAGUGCUACCUUAGAUAAAGCCUAUUUCCAAACCGAUAGGCCAGCUGAGCAGUUCCACCUCCAGACCAAGGCCUCCGGAAACUGUGACCAGCCAGCACCGGAUACGGCAGCUACUGGGGUUUAUACCCAUUCCAACGCCACUGAAUCUGGGGAGCAACGACACCCAGCAGACAUACCAGGCAAUCAGCCGCCUCGAAUCUAUUUAUCUGGGGACCCAGAAAAGGCCAGAGUCACUUCAGUUCCCUUAACAGAUUCUGAGUCUGAUGAUCACAUAAGUUUCCCUGAAGACCAGUCUGUGAAGACCAGUAUGCCGACUGUCUCCUUUGUGGACCAGGAUCAGCUUCAUUUCUACAGUGGAGAUCAGCCUCCUUCUUAUCUUGGUGCAAGUGUGGAUAAGCCCCAUCACCCUUCAGAACUUGCAGACAAAGCUCCCGCACCUUCUAAUUUGCCUAGGGACAAAAUGUACCUUCCUUCUGGGUCCCCUGAAGAGAAUGCCAGCACAGCCCCCGUGGCUUACAUGACCACUGCUCCAGCAGCAGCUGACGUGAGCGCCAGGGAAGCCAACUGGGAUGUGGUCGAACAGCCCAGCGCAGCAGGGUUCACCGCUGCCACCCUCCAGCGCGGUCACAGAACUAAUCGUCCCCUCCCCCCGCCUCCUUCCCAGAGACCCUCAGAGCAGCUCCCAGUCCUGGGACAGGUACAAGCCGCAGCCAGUAUAGGACUAAACAACACCCACAAGGUUCAAGGAGCAGUUCUGGCUCCAGAGAGGCCGCCUGAAGCCAGAGCCCUGGGUGACCCCACGCCUGUCCUGGCCGGUGACGGCGGGGCAGCCGUGCAAUUUCCCACCUCCGCUCCUGCUCCCCAGCCCAGCCUUCCCGAAAAGGUGCGGGAAGGCGCCAGGGCCCCCCUGCCACACCUGCGCGGCGAGCCCGUCCCCGUGCACCCCUCCUGUGGCUUCCCUAUCCCGGGGCCCCCCACCAGGACCAUGGAGAAUAAAAUCGCCGCUGCUAUCCACUCCAGCUGCGCAGACACAUCCAGCAGCUCUGGGCACCAUCCCUUUGUCACGGCUUCCUCAGCCUCCGUGGAGGACAUUUUGCCUUUACCAGUCCCUGUCCCGCAAGCCAAGCAUGCCUCUCAGAAAACUGCUUAUUCCACCUUUGCUAGGCCUGAUGUCACCACUGAUCCCUUUGGUCCAGAAAACUGUUUGCAUUUCAGUAUGACUCCAAACUGCCAGUACCGCCCCCAGAGUGUCCCCCCUCCUCAUGGCACAGUGGAGCAGCACCAAGUGUACGGUUCCAGAUCAGAGCCGCCGGCCUGCACGGGUCCUCGUUACAGCGCGUACGUGGCCCCGGGAAGAGGCGUGUCUGGACACCACCUGAAGCCAUGCAGCCGCACCGAAUACGUGUCCUCUCUGAGCUCCUCCGUUAGGGGCAGUUGUUACUCCGAAGAAAUGCCCCUGUACCCCACCAUCCGCAGGGUGCAGUCUCUCCACACCCCUCCAUCGUCCAUGAUUCGCUCUGUCCCCAUUUCGAGGACAGAGGUGCCCCCAGAUGAUGAACCAGCCUACUGCCCAAGACCCCUGUACCAGUAUAAGCCAUAUCAGUCCUCCCAGGCCCGCUCAGAUUAUCACGUGACUCAGCUCCAGCCUUACUUUGAGAAUGGCCGGGUGCACUACCGCUACAGCCCCUAUUCCAGUUCUUCUGGUUCCUAUUACAGCCCAGACGGGGCCCUGUGUGACGUGGAUGCCUACAGCACAGUGCAGUUGAGGCCCCUUCACCGCCUGCCCAACCGCGAUUUUGCUUUCUACAAUCCUAGGCUGCAAGGAAAGAACGUGUAUGGCUACGCUGGUUUGCCUUCACGUCCCCGGGCCAAUGUGACUAGCUGUUUCUCUGCUAAUGACCACAGUGUAGUCAACAUGCCUCCAGUGGCUGAUGUAAAGCACACUUACACCUCAUGGGAUUUUGAUGACAUGGAAAAAUACCGCCUGCAGUCCAUCCGGAGGGAGAGCCGUGCGCGGCAGAAGGUGAAAGGGCCUGUUAUGUCCCAGUAUGACAACAUGACCCCCGUGGUGCAAGAUGAUGUGGGUGGGAUCUACGUCAUCCACCUGCGGAGUAAGUCGGAUCCUGGGAAAACUGGGCUUCUCUCGGUGGCGGAAGGAAAGGAGGGGCGGCACCCAGCCAAGGCCCUCAGUCCCGAGGGAGAUGACCGCCUCUAUAGGAAGCACCUGGAGCCAGAGUUCGACAGAGCCCACCACCAUGGAGGACACGGCAAUGGGCAGUCAGAGAAGCCGACCCUCCCUCAGAAGCAAAGUAGCCUCAGGAACAGGAAGCUGCAUGACAUGGGUUGUAGUCUCCCUGAGCACAGGGCACAUCAGGAAGCAAGCCAUAGGCAGUUGUGUGAGUCAAAAAACGGGCCGCCUUACCCACAGGGAGCCGGCCAGUUAGAUUAUGGGCCCAAAGGGAUUCCAGACACUUCUGAACCAGUCAGCUACCAUAACUCUGGAGGGAAAUACAUUCCAUCAGGGCAGGAGUCUCUAAGACUGAACCACAAAGAGAUGAGGCUCCCCAAGGAGCUGGAGAGGCCUCGGGCUAGGCAGAUUGCAGCCCCAGAGAAACACUCCAGAGACUGCUGCAAGGAGGGGGAACCCCUCGCGCAGUCAGCAGUCCCACCCCCUAAGCCAGAGAGGAGUCACAGCCUGAAGCUCCACCACACCCAGAACGUGGAGAGGGACCCUGGCGUGCCGUACCAGUACCAAACACACGGCAGGCGCCAGGGCAGUGGGGCUGUCGGGCCCCAGUACGAUAACCUGGAAGGCUACCACUCCCCGCCCCAGCACCAGCGAGGAGGCUUCGGAGCAGCGGCGAGGGGCACACAUGUGCCCCCCAGCUUUCCCCACCCACAGAACAGGACAUACGCUACCGCUCUGGGGCAGGGCGCCUUCCUGCCCACAGAGCUGUCCUUGCAGCAUUCUGAGACACAGGUCCAUGCGGAAUGAGCCCCAGGAGCAAUAGAGUUGAAGCAGCCUCUGCUGGACAGUGGACUGUUCUAUUUUUUUUCAGUAACCAAAAAAAAAAAAAAAAAAAAAAAGAUACAAAACCCCUGACCACAUUUAAAAAAUAAGAAGAAAAAUCACCAUCUUUUCCCCCCUUCCCUGCUUCACCACCUCUUCCAUCUACAAACUGUGUCAUUUUUAUCAUUUAAAGAUCUGAAAGAUUGUACAGCACUCUGUUGAAAAUCUCAUAAAGAAAUUUGUUACAGACCAUACUUGCCAUAUGUAAGGGCUGAUUUGUAAGAGCCUGAGGACUGCCUUUAACUGAAUUUGAGUUUGACUUUGUCCUUCCUAGCAUUUUCUGUGUCCUUCAGAGCAGCUGAUGCCCACUUCCCUGAAGGUCUUUGUGUAUCCUGUCUGUUCCCACUUGCUUUCCCAGUAGCCACGUCUUGCCUAGAGGGACACCCGUUUUUCUAACUUCAUUCCCUCUGUCUUAGAGAAGGGGCUGUGUGUUAUAUUAGACUGGAGAAAAACUUCUCCUUGAUCCUUCACAUAAGUCUAUUGGACAUUUAGAAAAUCAUAACAACAAAAAAGGAAUUAAGACUUUAAGCAUUUAAUAACCAUCACAAAACGUCAGACCACUUAGAUCCAGGCUGAACCAUGCUUGUCACAUCCUUCCGUAGCUGCCCCUCACAGCUCAGCGAGCAGGCGCAUCUCGCUGCAGAGGGGGUCUGUAAGUCAGAAUUAGAGAGACUUCUUAGCUGGAAGUCGGUGACCUUUGUUAGUACCGGAAAACGACAUCAGUGGUUCUAAGCUGCUGCCUGCCUUCAGUUCUUUUUUUUUUUUUAUUCUCAGUAAUAUUUGUUAAAUUGUGAUCCUAGUGAAAUAUUUCACACCAUUUGUUUUCCUAAAGCAACUUUUGUUUUUCAUUUAAAAGAAAACAGCAUGGUUCGACUGGAUAAACAUAAUUUAUCAUGAUUACAAAUUUACAUGUUAAUUUGUUUCUAAACCAGGUGUCCUGGGAAUUCUUAAAGUAGCUACAGGUUAUCUGUUAGUAAACUGAGCGUUCCUGCAAUAACCACUUAGCACAGCCCGUUUCACCUGCUGGAAUUCUGGGCAGUGACCGUUUACACCCUGAGGAAUGAACGUACUGUUUCUUCCCUCUGUCCUUGUGCGAUCACAGUCUUACUGUAAUUGCCAUCCACACCAGCAUUUCAGGUAUAGUCCUUACAACGCUGGAGACAUGUUAAACAUGUUCAUACCCAGGACUUUCUUUUGAAAGUUGCAUUCCAUUUUCUCAACCCACCUCA